AAAGUAAUCGCAUACAUCGGCAAGUGGACACUGCGUAUAAAAACGCCGGCCGGCCGGGCGAAUGGCACACACUCGAUCCGAAGGCACCACGGGCAGGACAAUGAUGAGGAGCUUCGCGAUUGUUCUACUGGCGACGGCCGUGUUGGCGGCUCCCAAGAAGGAUGAGUCUAACCUAAAGGACAAGCGAAGCCUGCUGCUGGGCGACGCCGGGCUGUCCAGCUACAGCAACGGCAUCGGUCUGUCGGGCUACGCCGCGGGAUACGGAACCGGACUCGGCAGCAAGCUGGGUCUCUCCUACAACUCCCUCGGUAGCGGACUCGGCAACGCGUACACCUCCGGACUGAGCUACGGCCUCGGCUCCGGCGCCAGCUACGGCUCCGACUACGGCCACGGCUACGGCCACGGCUACGGCCACGGCUACGGCUACGGCCACGGCUACGGCCUCGGCUCCGGCGAUCUGCACAGCGGCAUCAGCCUGCACGCCGGCAGCAUCGGCGGCAACCUCGCGCACGCCAAGACCGAGCGCAUCACCGGCGUCACGGUCCACCGCGAGGUCCAGGUGCCGGUACCGGUGCCGCAGCCGGUCCCAGUGCAAGUCACCAAGCACGUGCCCGUCCCGCACCCCGUCCCCUACAAGGUCGACCGCCCGUACCCCGUCCCGGUCCCGCAACCGGUGCCGGUCCCCGUUACGCGCCAUGUGCCCGUGAAGGUCGACCGCCCGUACCCCGUGCCGGUGGCACAGCCGGUGGAGGUUCGCGUGCCGCAGCCGGUACCGGUACCGGUGCCGCAGCCUGUGCCGGUUCCAGUGUCCGUAACGAAGCACGUGCCGAUCUCCCUGCCGUCGGUCGCGACCCUGCCCGUCGCCUCCGGCCAUGACUACCACAACUACCACAACUACCAUGACUACCACGACUACGCCGCCCUCGGCUCCGGCAUCGGUAGCGGCAUCACCAGCGGCAUCGUCCACGACUUCGGCGGCGAACACCUCGGCUCCGGACUGCUGACCGCUGGCGACCACCACCACCACAUCGGCGGCUCCACCUUCGGCUCGACCGGCCUCGUCUCCGGAGUCGAACACGUAGGCUCCACCUUGGGCUCCACCGGCCUGCUGACCGGCGUCGAGCACGUAGGCACGAGCUACGGCGGUCCUUACUACAACGGAUACACAUCGUACCCGGCGACGACGCUGAAGAAAUGGUGAACACCGUUCGCACCUCUCCCCCCCUCCCCCCCCGCGCGACUACACAAUCGCAGCACACUUCGUUCGUAGACGGCGCUCCUCGACGGCGUGGUCUGUGCGGGUCGAACGUGCGGAACGCGCGCGACUCGAGUUCCGCGCGCUGCCAAAUAAAGCUCUAUUUUUUUACACGCACACGCUCGCAGCAGUCGCUUCUUCGCCGUCGGCGUUUCUCCGCAGCAGUUUCUCGCGUUCGAACGCGAUCGCGUCGCGUCGCGGCCUUGUGCACCUUCGAGUGACGGUAUUACCAUCCAUCUCCCGAGAGUGAGAGAGAGAGAGAGACGCGAAAUUUCACCGAAAGUCGCCACACGCAGCGACAGCGGCCAGGCCCCCUCCCCCUUCCCCCGCCCCGGUGCGGCCGACGAAGAAUAUACCUCAGCUCCGUAACUUAGAUAGGCAUUUUGUACGACACGAAUAAUAAAGGAAGAAUUCGACAGACACGGCAAAA
This is a messenger RNA of Harpegnathos saltator (Jerdon's jumping ant), 1685 nucleotides long. RefSeq lists its product as uncharacterized. Bases 62 to 1201 code for a protein of 379 amino acids. The record is from RefSeq and is a predicted model, not a curated record. NCBI's taxonomy places the organism in Eukaryota, Metazoa, Arthropoda, Insecta, Hymenoptera, Formicidae. The transcript is spliced from 2 exons.